Molecule: messenger RNA, 2759 nt
Organism: Ceraceosorus bombacis
Lineage: Eukaryota; Fungi; Basidiomycota; Exobasidiomycetes; Ceraceosorales; Ceraceosoraceae
Source: the annotation of a GenBank genome assembly
AUGCCACGCCAGAACAAAAUUCGACAACGAGGAAAGAAGCACAAGAAGAGUGACGCAGAUGCAACCCUUGGCAACGGCGGCCACUCGCAGCAUGCCAGUGAUUCGCUAGCCUCCGCCCCGCUGCGGCAUGCCGAUGUGCAUGAGAGUCAGCCCGACGGCAGCGAGCAGCUCCCAGCGUGGAUGGGCAAUGGAGACGCCGGUCCCUCAGAGGUGGAUCCAAGAGCUCCAUUCGGCUACGUGGAAGCGGAUCUCAAAGCUUAUCUGAGGUCAGCAAUCUCUUCCCUGAACGCGCUUCACGCUUCCAACUCGGUCGCCGAGCACCACUCAGGUUACGACCAGUACGCCGAGACAGAGGAUACCUCUUCUCAAGAGGAGCGCAUACAGCUGCGAGAUGCUGCUCUCAAGGAGAUCAACGGAAUCGAGCUGGCGGUGGCGACAGAUCCGGACACUAGUCGCGUACUCGAGCUGCUGAUAGAUACCAUGAGUGAGAAGCAGGUGCGGAUUUUUGCGGACCGAUUGGCAGGCAAGUGAGUACGUGGAGCGUACACAUGGCUACAAAUUGUCGUCACGCUCUGAUCUAUGCCUGUCGUGUACUUAGCUUGGGUGUCUUGGCUGGCCAUCGAUUCGGGUCGCAUGUGCUCCAGUCUACCUUUCGUGCAUUGCAGAGUGCGUGCACGAGCAAGGCUUCGUUGGGUCGCACAGGGAAGUCGAAGCCGGCGACGAGCGCUAACAACUCCCAAGGAGUCUUGAGAAGUGCGGGCACCUUGGUGGCAGAGAUGACUGCGGUGAGUGAGCGAGGCUAGUCAGUGCGACUUACGGCAAUGUCUGACGCAGUUCGAUUCGCGCGGUAUCGUCGAGUAGGAGCUCUUGCCCGCGCUGGCGAGCCUCAUCCAUGACCAAUUUGGUACACAUAUAGUAAGGUCGCUACUACUUGUCCUGUGCGGCAGACCUCUCGACGACUCUUUGCGGUCGAAGCGCAGUGCCGCUUAUCGAUCGAAAGGCGAUGUCGCGGAUCUCCGAUCUGCUUCCGACUCGAAACCCUCAGCGAGCCCGGUCUUUAAAGAGGAGCUGGAGGACGUGAAACGUGCUCUGCUCCAGGGCUUAGGCGCAAACGAGGUCAGAGCACUCUCGAUAUCACCAACUGCUAGCCCAACCCUUCAGCUUCUGCUCGAUCUACACGAGGAUGUCGAUCAGCCAGACGGCCCCGUCGAUCGCAUGUUCGAUGGGCUGCUCUCGAUGGCCGCGACAAGCUCCAUCCCAUCCGAGCGCUCUGCGCAUGUUGAGGCCUUGCUACGAGACGUCGUGGGGUCACACCUGCUCCAGCAUGUUCUAGGGCUGCUAGGUCCUGCGGCCGUUCGCCUGUUCUGGAAGACGUAUGUCGAGGGAAGGAUAGGGAAGCUGGGAGUACAUCCUUUGGCGAAUUUUGUUGUAGCGAGUGCAAUUAAGCGACUACCACUGGACAGCGCCGAAGAUCACUCUGAGUUCGAAAAAAUUUCGGACGAGAUUGCCGCAGCAGGACCAAAACUUGUCGGCGAAGCCAAGCUAGGUAUACUCACUUCUUUUAUUGAGCGAGUUGCCGAGCUUCCUCCUCCUGACUCUUCGGCAUACGCUCAAACACCUGGGUUCACCGCCCUCCAAAAUAACGCUGUUUCAAGUGUCGCCUCCAGCUUUGGGAUCGACGCUGACAAGAAAGAACAUCGGGCGUGGCUGGUGCCUGCUGUGCUGGCCAUCAAACCUAGGAAGUCUGUCAUCAAAGACCGCGAGAGGAUCAGAAAGAGACAAAUGAAAGACCAGACUACCGCCAAAGCUCCCGAACAAGCUGUGGGAACUGGGGAGACAGCGGCUGAGAGCGAAGCUGAAGGGAGCGCAAAGGUGUCGAUGGAAGAGCAGCAGUCCGAAAAGGGCGUCGGAAAGUUGGCUUGGCAGCGAGACGAAGAGCUGCAAGAGUCCGACAUCAAGAUACAAGGUUCUGUGCUACUACAAGCCAUUGCUAGCUUACGCUCACCAGCGAAGAGCAUUCUCUACGAAAGGUUCGUAGCAGUGGCGGGUCGCUCUUAAUACCACAUUCUCACAUUGCUUGACACCUCUUCACGACAGCUUGGUCGCCUUGCCAAGCUCGCUUCCCCUUGCCAAGUCUACAACCGCUAGCUUUCUGUUGACCGCAGUACUCACAAGCGAAUCGGCAUCUUUCAAACAACGCAAGGACCUCAUCGCGUGGAUGCAACCAGAUUUGCACCUGCUCGCCGACGCUGCGCCGCGCGUAGCAUACACGCUCUGGGACAAGAGCGACGGGUUCACAAAGGUGAGCAGGUAGUCUAUGCAAAUCAAGAAUGCAUCCGCGGCCAUGCUCGCCUUCUCACAUCGCCUGCAUGUCCACAUCCGCACAGGAACGCCAUGCGCGCUUUCUGCUAUCCAGGGAAAAGUUUCUGCUUGCUUCUCCCCGCGGUCGAGUCUUUUUGAAGCGCAGCGUCAACUUAGGCCUCUUUCGCCGAAGCGUAGGGGAAUGGAAAAAGUGGCUGGCAGAGCAAGCGCAGCAGUCUGCUGCCUCUGCGCAAGCUGAUGCGGACGAGGCACAAGCAGGCGCGACUGCCAAGAAGCGCAAAGGUACAGACACAAUCGCUGAAGAGGAAGACGGCGCAAUUCAGACGUCUACGCUACCCAGCGAGACAACCAAGAGCGGCAAAGCUGGAAAGCGCUCCAAGAAAGUCAAGAGGGACACGGAGCUGGAAUUGGACGCAAUCCUUGCUGGAGUGCGAUGA